AUGGGAUCUGCGCAUAAGUCACGGCUAGUCGUUCCUAAACCGGUAAACUUGCCGUCUUUGCGGCGAGAGCACGCAGGAAACGACCCAUCCGUGUCCCUGGUCCAACCCACGGGCAUUGGAUCGGGCUGGCAGAAACCUGUUCUCGUUUCAGACGGACCCGCUAGUGAUUCCUCGUCCACCAAACCACUGGGGUCCACGUCAUCGCCCUCUGACGUCAAUGCUGCUUCGGGACAGCACGGAUUCCAAUCUUCCGCGAUUUCCGCAGCAGAUUCCGGCGAUGCUUCCCGUGCCUCUCGUCCGGGGGUGUAUCAACCCCCAGGAGCUAGAUCCGGAAUUGGAAUGGCAACUGCAGCACCUUCCGCGAAAUCUGCUCCUCCCGGGCGCCAGAACGAGCCAUCCAUCAUCAGCGGGGAGGACUUCCCGUCGCUCGAAACUGCCAAGAAGGUGCUGGCGAAGGAGCACUCUCGGGGAAAGAGCCCCCAGCCGCCCGUACCCUCAGGGGGGAGCUCUGGCAAUAAAACGGACGCUUCAGGGGAACACGACAACGGUCGCCGAAGCAGCGUCGCAGGGCAGGAGACAGGUGCGGGGCCAGAAAGCGGGGGCAGUCGAAGCAGCAGGGGAGGUACGGGAGCUAUGGGAGGUCUGGGAGGUAUGGGAAGCAUGGGGCGCUGGGCGGAUGACGAGCCUGAUCAAGAGCAGGACGAUCGAGCGCCGCUUGGAAAAACUUCUUUGAGUCGAGACAGACAAGAGGAGCCGAAUUUCCCCCCUCGCGGAUCCGGCGACGGCGGGCCUAUGCGACCGGAUCCGUUCGCAGGGCCCAUGCGACCGGAUCCGUUUCGCCUGCCGUCGCCGCCCCGUCGCAUGUGGGCCGACGACGAGCGAGAUUCGGGUCCUCCUCGCGGUGGCCCUGGUCCGAGGGGCAACGCGCCCGGUUAUUAUGGCGACUCAAGGGGUCCUGCUGAUUCCAGAGGGCCGGGACCCGGCGGGUACUUCGACGAAAGGGGUGGGCGGGACGCAGGAGGGUUUGGGGGACCGGGUAACUGGGACGGACCGCCGCCUUAUGGUAUGGGUGCAGGGCACAUGGGUCCUGGCCCGAUGGGUCCAGGUUCGAUGCAUCCAGGCGCUAUGGGGCCAGGCCCGAUGGGUCCAGGUUCGAUGAAUCCAGGUGCGAUGGGCCCAGGGCAGAUGGGCAGGGGACGGGGGUAUAUAGAUGGGCCUCCAGGGGGGGGUAUGGGGCGUGGGGGGCGUGGCGGUGGGGUUGGGGGUGGUGGGGUUGGAGGUCCUGGGUAUCAGCCUGAUUUCGACCGCUUCGGCCCGGGAUUUCCGGGGCGGGGAGGCGGAUUUGGCGGCGGAUUCGGCGGCGGAUUCGGUGGCGGGUUUGGCGGUGGGCGUGGCGAUCUGCAUUCGCGGUCGUUCGGCCCGGGGGGGGCGCGUGAGCGUGGGGAAAGGUUUAUGGGAGGUGACGUGUUCGGUGACGUGUCAUUGCCUCGGCCGGAGUUCCAGUCUCUGCCACGUGUCGGCGUGGAGCCGCCUCCUAGCUUGGCUCUCCUUGCGCUGUCGCGGAAAAAGAAGGAGGACGCGGAAGCCGCCGCCGCCGCCAGCGAAUUUCGGGAUUUGGAGCGGGAGAGGUUCGAGGCGGAACUAGAAAGGGUUCAGAAUCAGAAGGAGCAGGAGAAGCAGAGGAAGGAGGAGGAGGAGCAGCGGGCGAUGGAGAUGGCGCGGCAGCAGGAGGAGGAGAUGGUGCGGAAGGCGCGGGAGGAGGAAGAGCUGCGCGCGCGCGCGGAGCAGGAGGCACGGGAGGCGGAACUGCGCGCGCAGAUGGAGGCGGAAGCCGCGGCGCGGAGGCUGGAGGAGGAGCGGCGGAAGGUGCAGGAGGAGAAGCAGCGGAUCCGGGACGAGGAGGAGAGGCGGAAGGAAAACGCGCGGAAGAAGCUGCAGGAGCUUGAAGAUAGAAUUGCGAGAAGACGAGCGGAGGAGGAGGCGAGACGAGCGGAGGGGGGAGGCGACGGGGAGGGAGAUUCGAAGGAGGAGCAGGAGCAGGAGAAGGAGAAGGAGCAGGAACAGGUGGCAGAUAGCUGGGAAGACUCGGAUAGGGCAGACGCUGCAGCAGAGGCGGCAGAGGCAGCGGCAGCUGGCGGUAAGGCAGACGCGGCAGCGGGUAGGGCCGAAGGGCAGGUGUUAGUGGAGGUGGGUGGCGCAACGGCGGAAGUCUCGGAAACUGUGAAGCAGGAGGUAUUGGAUCAAGCGGGGGCGGAGGCUGGAAGCUUGGAGGAUGGCCAGGGGAACGCAAGUCGAGGGGAAGGGAAGUCGGCGGGAGAAGGCGCGGGGUUGGGGCAAGUGACGGUGGAAGCGGAAAGCGAUGCGGAGAAGCAGGAGCGCGGGGGAGCAGAGGCGCAAAACGAGCAGCAGGUGCAGCAGCAGCAGCAGGCGGCGGCGGCGGCGGGGGAGGCGGGGGAGCAAAACAAGGGGGGCUCGCCGGAGCUCCCCCCUGGGGCGGAGUUGCGCGGAAUGGAUCCGUACCAUGCGCCGUACCCCUCUAGGCACCCCGGCGCAGGCCCCAUGCUCUCGUCCUUUGCCUACAAUCAACCGCUCGCGCGCUAUCCUGGAUCGCACAUAGACUCGCACGGGUCGCAGGAGCGUUAUUUAGGCGAAAGGCAGCAGGAUAUGUGGGGAGUGGGGGGUAUGGGGGAGAUGGGCGGGAUUGGGCGGGAUUUUGGUGGCGCCGGGGGGAAUGGCGGGGAAUUAGGGUUUGCGCCUUGGAAGAUGCACCAGCAGUUUUUCCCGCCGGGGAUGAUUGGCCCCGGGGGGGGUUUCCCCGGUGCUUCGCAUCUCCUGGUCCCCCCUCACGCGCCCCCGCAUGCGCAGCUUCACGCGCACCCGCACCACGCGCAUCCCCACCACGCGCACGCGCACGCGCAUCACUCCGCGCCCGGUAUGCCCCUUCCGCAGCAGCACCACCUGCACGGGCAGCAACCCCCUCUGCUGCACCGCCCCGUCACCAUCUCCCCCCCGUCCUCCUCGUUCUUUGGCAACGGGGACAUCACGCGCGGGUUUCACAUGCUCGGGGGCGGCGCCGCAGGCGGGGGGGCGCAUGCCGCCAUGGGGAUGGGCGGGGGAGGGGCAGGGGGUGGGGGAGGGCCGUUCGCGGGCCCGCCAGGCGGAGCUCCCUUGGGUGCGCCGCUCCAGUACUUUGAUAAGUCUGUAGGGCCCACACCCAUGCGGAACCAGUACAUCGGCGGACCAGGCCCCGUGGGGCGCUUUCCGCCAGGCAACCCCAUAGGCGCGGUUGGCGCAGCUGCGGGGGGAGGGGGCGGGAUGGGGCGCGCGGUGGGGGUGGUGGGGGAGCCUGGGGGACUGGGCCCCGCAGGGCUGGGGGGGAGGCAGUAUCAAGAGCGCAGGGGGGAUGGCCAGGGUGGGGAUUACUAUGGGCGGGAGGAAGGCGGACUGGGGGCCGUGGAUGGGGGCAUGGGCGGAAGGGAUAGGCGUCCGCACCUCCCCUCAUCCUCUGCUGCCUCUCUCGCUCCCAUUGCUCCUACUGCCUCUUCCCCUAUUUCCCGGUCCCCCAUUGGCCCAGACCCUUCUGUGGGCCUGUCCUCUCCUUCCCAGUCCCUUCCCCAGGCGCUCGCCCCAUCCCUCCCCCAAACUCUUCCCCCCUCUCUUCCCCCAACCCUCCCCGCGCAUACUGUUGACGCGUUUGAGUCUGGCUCGUCCUCAUACCCGUCUGUGUCAUCCUCGUUUGUGUCUGCUUCAUCAUCUUCACAGGGAAUCCCGUCUGUAGCACAGUCAGGAGUGGCCCCUUAUAUGAUCCAAAUCGGCUCCAUGCCCAUUCCUUUCAGCAUGGGCUCUCUCGGGCAGGAUGAAAACAAUUCCGGCUCUCAGCUGCCCGUUUUCCAGUUCGGGCAGAUUGGCGUGCCAGCGUCGUCGCCUUCCCCGAUCCUGGAUGGAUCGAUGGCCGAAGCUCUUUUAGGUAUGGAUGUGGGAGGGCAUGUAGGGGCAGGCAUGGGGAAUUCGGCAGUAGGAGGGGUGGCUUCAGGUCCACACCAGCAAAUGCAGCUGGAACUGCAGCAGCGGCAGCAGCAGUUGGUUCUGGGCGCGGGGGGAGGGGCGGCCAAGACAGGGAAUCCGCGGGCAGAGGUCCGGCGGCGGAAGGCCAGGGCUAUGGCGGUAGAUCGGGGGCGUGGGGAGGCGGAGGGGGGGGCGGAGGGGGAGGGGGAGGCAGGGGAGGGGGAGGGUACGGAGGGGGAAGAGGGGGAGCGCAGGAUUGGCAAGGGAGGGGGCAAGGGGGGCGGUGGGGGUAUGGGGAGAGCCGAGGGGGUGGGAGGUGGCAGGGAGGAAGGGGAGGGAGAGGGAGAGAGGGGGGAGGGGGAGCAGCGGGUGGGGGCAGUUGGAGGCCACGGGGGGGAGCAGAGGGUUCUGGUGGUGGGCGGGGGGAGGAGAGGGGAGGUAAGGCUAUGA
This is a messenger RNA of Closterium sp. NIES-65, 4455 nucleotides long. The record is from the annotation of a GenBank genome assembly. Lineage: Eukaryota; Viridiplantae; Streptophyta; Zygnematophyceae; Desmidiales; Closteriaceae.